UGUAGUAGAAGAAACUGUUAAAAAGAACCAAUUUUUCGAUGUAUGCAGGCAAUUGAAUGAUGUAAGUUUUAAUUGUAAUUUCAGUAAAUUAAACAUUGAACAAUAUUUGGUUUCAGUACCUAUUAUUGUGAGGAUAUAUAAGGGCUCGAUUUUGUUCCUGAGACAGUCAGUCCAUGGCCGAGUUUCAGCCGAUGAACCUGCAUUGGUUAUAUGAACAACAAUGCAUCCAUGAAAUAAGUGUAACACAAUUAGGCCGUGUGUUAAAACAAUGUCAGUGUCUGUUCCAUACAUACUUUGUUAUUCUUCAAGUACUGUGUGGUUAGGUUUUUACUGCUCUUAGAUGUUCAAUAGUAAAUUACUGUAGCAGUAUGUGGACGUUUGCCUGCAGACUAUUAACUAUCGAAAGUUAAACAAUAGUGCACUGGCCAAAGUAACUGUGGAUUAUUGGGGAGUUGUGAACAGAGAAAGUAAAGUACUGUCAAACACAAAUGUGCACCUGUCAGCUACAUCAUUUAAAGUAGUCAGUGUUGUACUUCCACAUCCCGUUUUUGAGCGAGUGUAGCAAUGCAGUACAUAGACACCAAGGACAAUCAACGAAGAAAUAAAGCAGGAGACCACCACAAAGGUUACAAAAUGUCCUUAACACAUGAGGAACGCAUUGAAAUCAUCUUGAUAUCAGGAGAAAGAAGCACACGGGUCAUUGCUGAGGAUUUCAACAGUCGUCACCCAACCAGACAGCCCAUCACUCACAGCGCAGUUGCCAAGCUUUUGGCCAAAUUCCAAGCAACAGGCUCUGUCGCAGAUAAACCUAAGGCUGGAAGACCAAAAUCUGCCACCGAUGAAACAACAACAGUGAGCGCAUUGGCAUCAUUUAGCAAGAGUCCGCAACGCAGUACUCGUCGCCUGUCACAAGAAUGUGGGGUUAGCCGUACUUCCAUACUGCGAAUUUUAUCGCAACACAAAUGGCACCCGUACAAAAUUCAGCUGCUCCAACACCUGAAUGAGGAUGACCCAGACCGUCGGGUACAGUUCGCAGAAUGGGUGACACAGCAGCUGCAGAUAAACCCACGUUUCUACGUUUCUCCUAUCAGGUGCUGUUCAGUGAUGAAGCCAAUUUCUUUAUCAAUGGUGAAGUGAACAAGCAGAAUCCCAGAUACUGGUCCGACAAAAAUCCGCACUGGAUUGAUGCUUCCAAAAUGGUCGACUCACAAAAAAUGAUGGUCUGGUGUGGUGUGUGGGGUACCAAAGUCGUUGGACCUUUUUUUAUUGAUGGUACGUUAGCAGCCAAUGGUUAUCUGAGGUUAUUGGAUGAAGAAGUGCUUCCCUCGUUGUUAACGGAGGAUGGGACAUUUCCGGAAUUCUUCCAGCAUGAUGGAGCCCCACCACAUUAUGGACACAAUGUGCGAGCAUAUCUGAAUGUGCAGUUCCCUCAAAAGUGGAUUGGUCAUAUGGGUGCUGUGGAGUGGCCACCACGUUCACCAGAUUUGACUCCUUUGGAUUUUUAUUUUUGGGGUCAUGUCAAAGCACUGGUUUAUUCUGUGAAAAUACGGGAUUUGCAUCAUCUAAAGCAGCGCAUUGUUGAUGCAUGUGGUCAAAUUCAGUCAGAUGUGUUGGUGAAAGUUCAUCAGGGCUGGGUUCGGAGGAUUGCAUUAACAAUCCAACAUAAUGGGCAACAUAUCGAGUCAUUCCUAUAACUGUUGGUGGUCUCUCGGGACUGUGUAACAUCGGCUUAAUGUCUCUUCGGCACAUAACACACAUGCUGCCGAGCGUCCCACCGCUGCCACAUGUAACUGACUAUAACCCGAGAACGAAUAAAGCUACAUUUAAAAUAACAACUGCAUUGUUUUUCUGGUGAAAUUCUCUAUCUGUUUGAUAUGUCACAUGACCACAUUCCCAUUUGAAAUUUUGGAGUUGAAUCCAAGAUGGCGGCUUUCAAGAUGGCCGCCAUGUUGGUGGCAUAGUCUAUAAAGUUUCCCCCUUCCCGUUUCUCGAGUGUAGGGACUCUGUUUCCUUGUUUGCCUCUCCAUUAGAAUUUUACGAGGGUGUUUCCGGACUUUUGGACCACCCUGUAAUUUGAAUGUGACAGCUUUCCUGGAAGGCCGUAAAUUUAGAAACUUUGUUAUGAAUGCUUUGGCAAUUUACAGUUGUAAUUCUGACAUUCAAAGCAACUUUACUUUGUGUGCAAUCUGAUUUCACUUUCUGUGUAUCAGCUGGAAGACCUCAAAUUAUUGCCUAGCCUAAUAAAAACCCAUGUGCACUCCAUAAGUACCCUGUUACAUAAGAGGCUGCUUCCUGUGUGUAGUGCACCCUUGACCUGUCAAAGAGAGUCCUACAAUUCUCCAAUGCAUAAUGAAGAUCCAUAAAUCUGUAGCCAAGACUGUCACAAAACUGAUGGAGCCUCUGGUUGAGACCCUCCACUUGGUAUCAAACCAGACAGUGCAAAUCAUAAGUUUUGCUUUCACCCCAAGAGCAAAGUCAGCAGUUUUCACCAUGUCUGCCAGCCACCUGUACGAAAUGAGGGUGGCUUCAGAACCUACGUGACAGACAUCAGUGGUGACAACAUGUGCCAAAACUUGAAGAUCACUGCAGUUGCAGCCUUGAUAGUCUCUGGCAGGAUCUCCAGCACAUCAUGGAUGAGGCCUUUGUAGUGCUUCGAGAAUUUCCGCAUAAAUUCUAGAACCACUUGUCCUUUUACCAUCUCGAACACAUGAUAUUUAAAAAAAUAAGUGUGAGAGAACCUACAUACUACUGUGUGACACAUGUUUGUGUGUGCAGGCUGGAAAGGAGUCACGAGCACAAGGUAGAAACAAGAGUUGAACAGCAUAGACAAGUGUUUGCUGCUUGCACCACAGAAGCAAGGAGUGUUUAUGUAUCGUAUGGUGUUUUAUAUUGUUAAUUAUUGUAAUGAGAAAAAAGAAGAACAGUUGAAACAUUGUUAAUUAAAAUUCAUGUAUUGGACUUGAGAGAAGCA
Schistocerca serialis cubense is the source of this 2971-nucleotide messenger RNA. RefSeq lists its product as uncharacterized. NCBI's taxonomy places the organism in Eukaryota, Metazoa, Arthropoda, Insecta, Orthoptera, Acrididae. The transcript is spliced from 2 exons. The record is from RefSeq and is a predicted model, not a curated record. Gene Ontology annotation, molecular function: nucleic acid binding. The coding region runs from base 1038 to 1694 and encodes 218 amino acids.